Molecule: messenger RNA, 1752 nt
Organism: Ambispora gerdemannii
Lineage: Eukaryota; Fungi; Glomeromycota; Glomeromycetes; Archaeosporales; Ambisporaceae
Source: the annotation of a GenBank genome assembly
AUGUCGUCGUCGGUAAUCAACUGUGACAAAGCCUUUCUAAACUCACAAACACCCUCACUCAUCUUUUUACGUGUUGUUGGUAUCCAAGUGUACCAGCGACAAAAUUUAACACACAAACUGCCUUCAGUAAUUACCAAGUCAGGUGUGGCUGAGGCCGCCACCAUCCCCAUCACCACCAAAAAGAUAAAACAGCAACAACAACUUACUAACAACGUCGACUCUGUUAAUAAUAACGGUGACAAAGGGAACAACAGUCUCGCCUCGUCAUCGACCACCAAAAAAAAUAAACACACACACACUCGACAUUGCUCCAUGCAGCAGCCUUUUGCCUUGAUCCCCGAUGAUAAUAUGUCGGGAGUAAUUCAACACCCUCCCGAGAUUUGUGUCGACUAUUUAUCGCACGAGUGGAAAAAGGAGGACGAUAUUUGGACAUCAUGGAAAAUGAUGUCGAAACAGAAAAAAGAAAUCGUCAACGGAGUAAGGUUGGAGAACGCGUCCUGGAGAACUUGGGCUAAACAAAAGUAUCAUUUAAAAACCGUGAAUCCUGAAAGGCUCAAUUGGAUGAAAGAUAGCGAUGUGACAUGGUUAUAUGGUCCAUUUCACACAGCGUGGACACCGCGCAAACACGAAGAAUCUCUGAAAUCCAAAGCACCAACAAUCCAAGAUAAACUUGGCCUGAUGCAUCACACACCUGGCGCUUGUCAAAAAUCCUGCCUAAAGAAAAAAUCAAUAUCCGAAAUACUACUAAGCAACACCAGUGACCGAUCAUAUCCAACUCUAGUGCCAAGUCACUCUGACUCGCAACUCUACAAGAAGAAAAAAUCUCGAGUUGGAAAAGAAGAUUCCAACACACUGCUUUCAACCUCUAUAUCAGAAACAUCCCCUCUGUUCACAUUGAUGCAACGAAACGGUGAGCAGCAUAUUCGAUUUAAUGAUCAAGUAGAGCAAUGUAUCGCUGUUGAUUCCGCGGAAGAAGACGAUGAUAAUCUCGAAAAGAAUUAUUAUGAUGACGAAAGUGGCGAUAAUAGUAGUGACGAUGGUGCAAUAUUGAUGAAAAAUUCACGUAAAAAUGGAAAAGAAUGCUACACAAUACAUAAACUGGCUCCGAUACCAUUGAAAUCGGAUCAAAUGCACAUUCAUCAUACGAACAAUUAUUGUAAUAAGAGUAGGACAAAGAACUCAACGCGAAGUGGAUCAUCAUCAUCAUCGUCAACAGCAACAACAUCAUCUUCAUCGACAAACCAAUCAAAAAAUAAUUCAUCGCCAUCGACGAGGUCAAUAUCGAACACAACAGAAUCAGCCGCAGCAGCAACCACCGUCACCACCAACAACACAAUAUCAAAUUCAACAUCACCAUCAUCAAAUUUCAGUUUCAAUGAUUAUGUCUCAUAUGAUAAUUAUUCUUCAUCAGCUACAUCCUCGCUAUUACACCAUCAUCAAUGGGAUGACAACGAUGAAUUAGAUGUUGAUGGAUUAUUUGACAUGGGAAUAUUCACGACCGAUAUGUUUGACCGUUUCGAUCCUUCGAGCUCAUUAUACGGGUCUUCGCCAAAUUCAACUUCACCAUCAAUGUUACCUUCUUCCAAAUCGGAUUCUUCAUCUCGGUCAACGGGAAAAGGAGGCCGUGGUGAUAGUAAUGAACAAGAUGAAGAUGGUGAUGGAUUUGUCGGUAAGGCUGUUCAUCUUGCCACCGGUGUUCGCGAUAUUGUACAUUGGUGCUCGAACAUGGUAUUCAAUGGCCAAGUCUUUUGA